Adineta ricciae is the source of this 1416-nucleotide messenger RNA. The record is from the annotation of a GenBank genome assembly. Lineage: Eukaryota; Metazoa; Rotifera; Eurotatoria; Adinetida; Adinetidae.
AUGUCAGAAUCUCCUCCAACAUCGAAUCUCACCCCACCAAUUCGUCUCGUUGCAGCUGAGGCAUCAGCAUUAGAUACACCUGUCCACAUAGAUUCCAUGCAACUUCAAAUAAAUUCGUUGACUUCCAAAGUCAAAGAGCGUCGUCGCUCAUCGAAUUCAUCAACUUCUACUAGUCGAUCAUCCUCCUUGAGUUCGUUAAAUUCAUUUUCGGUUCGACGAAACGAUGACGAAGACGCAAGCAGCAUCGAUGAUACGAAUGAAGGAUUGACGCAGGUGCAAGAACGUUUUCAUACAUUGCGACGAUUGAUGCCCCGUGAUUCACUUGCAUCGUUAGAUGAACCGCCUGCAACAGUAUUGCCCAAUGCUGAAUGUCAAGUCUGCCUGGAUGAAUUACCCAUACGUCCACUAUCUUGUUGUUCAUCGUCAGUGUGUUCAACAUGUCUUUAUUCUUACAUAUCUACACAUAUCGAUGAAGCACGAAUACGUAUUCAAUGUCCCUCAUGUUCACAUAUAUUUACUCGUGAAGAGAUUCUUCUUCUACUCUCGGAAAAAGACGAAUCCGGCGAGAAAGCAGAAAAAUAUAAACGCUUCUAUGCUGAUAUCAAUCGUGAACCACAUAUCAAAACGUGUCCCCAAUGCUGUGCAAUCAAAAAAAUUGAUAAAAAUCUAGUUGAAGGUAUUCGAUGGAAGAAGACCAUUCCCCGACAUGUAGUAUGUGAUGAAUGUCAAUUCAACUGGUGUUUUUACUGUCAUGCACCUUGGCAUGAACGAAUGAACUGCAAAGAAUAUCGGGAAGGAGAAAAACUACUUCGAGCAUGGGCAUCGCAAACAAAUAAUAAUCAACAAAAUGCUCAGCAAUGUCCGCGAUGCAAAGUAUUCAUAUCGCGUAAUGGUGGUUGCCCACACAUGGUUUGUUCCAAAUGCCAUUGUGAUUUUUGUUAUAAUUGCGGUAAACGCAGAUUCGGCCUGAAAUUUCUCGGUUCACAUGAAAGUCGAUUAUCGCCUUUCGGAUGUAAAUAUAAUUUCUAUCCAGAUAAGCCAGUUGUACGUUAUACAGUUCGUGGAUUAGUGGCUGGUGCUGCAACGUUAGCUGCUCCUGUCGCAGCUGUCGGUGCAGUAGCAUUAUUAGCUGUGGGGACAACCAUUGCAGCGCCAACUUAUGGAACAUAUCGAUUAGUGAAACACAUACGAAAAAGACGUCGUAAUCGUCAUAUUUUCAAUCAACAAGCAAUUUCGUCGGACUUAAGCGGAGACGCUUCGACUGAUAUUCAUCAUAAUGAUGAUGACGAUGAUGAUGAAGAUCUGAAACGAGCUAAACAAGCUAGCUUGGAAUCUUAUCGCGAAGAACAAGUUCGACAAGGAAUAAGUCGAGCUGACUUAAAUGAAAGUGAUGGUGAUGAUAGCUUUGAUGAUUAA